Molecule: messenger RNA, 891 nt
Organism: Vigna unguiculata (cowpea)
Lineage: Eukaryota; Viridiplantae; Streptophyta; Magnoliopsida; Fabales; Fabaceae
Source: RefSeq, a predicted model, not a curated record
AUGUGCCCCACAGAGAACAAGUUGGUGUUCUCUAUAUAUAUGCUCACGGGGGAGGCAGAGCAUUGGUGGAUUAGCACCAAAUCCAUCCUGGAGAAGAGAGAUGAGCCAGUGACACGGGAGGCUUUCAGGGGGAGAUUCCUCUCCGAGUACUUUCCUGACAGCAUCUGGUACGCCAAGGAGGUGGAGUUCCUCCAGUUGACCCAAGGAGGGAAGAUGGUGACAGAGUAUGCUGAGAGGUUCAAACACCUCGGCUGUUUCUACACCCUACCACUUGAUGAGGAGUGGCGAUGCAGGAAGUUCGAGAAUGGACUUCGCGGUGAUAUCCGCUUGAUGGUGGCUCCUUUGUCCAUCAAGAACUUUGCCGCUCUGGUGGAGAAGGAUAGAGUGAUGGAGAAGAUGAAACGUGAGGGCCGAGUUCAGUGUUACAUAUGUGGAGGACCCCACCUGAGGAGCGCUUGUCCACGUAAGGAAGGUUAUCGCCGGUGCAACAACUAUGACAAGGAAGGCCACUUUGGGAAGGAUUGCCCCAACCUUGCUAGGGUAGUGACGCGCCCUCCAGUUCAGACUCCCCAUCAGCAUCAGAGGAGAGACAGAGGCAACAAGCUUCAGGUGACGAGCAGGGUGUAUGCCAUGACAGGAGCAGAGGCGACUGGUUCAGGUAAUCUGGUUGUGGGUAAUUGUGUGAUAGCUGGUAUGUCUUGCUAUUGUGAGCUUGCGGUGUCUACUCCGGCAUCAGGUUUGGUUAGGACAUCGUCCUUAUGUGCUAGGUGCCCGGUGGAGGUGGAAGGACGCAGGAACGCUCUAUCCUUCCAGGGCGAUGCACCGGACAUUGCAAGAGCUAUAGAAGCCAUGGUGGCGACUAUGGCGCAGCAGAGUACAGCUAUGAUGUAG